AUGUCUAAUUCUAAUUCUAACCAAAUCCCUAUUUCAGAAGAAAUAAAAUCACCAACCCCUUUCACCUUCGCCCUCACCUGCCCCCACUGUCAAAAAUCUCUCACCGCCCAAGAUUUUGACAAUAAUCACUUUACUAUCGCUCACUUACAAUCUUACUUUCAGCACAAAGAAACUGAGUAUAAACAGCAAAUCCGCCAACAACUAGAACAAGAAAUCACUUCUUUACCUAUUUUUCAGCAAUUAAAGUCCGAAAACGAAAAAUUAAAACUAAUCGUGGAAGGUUACAAAUUAGGUUCCACCAAAAAUAGUAAAACCAAAGGGGAAGAGCUAGAAAAAUAUAUUUUGGAGCAAUUACAAACUAGUUAUAACUGA
Entrophospora sp. SA101 is the source of this 372-nucleotide messenger RNA. The record is from the annotation of a GenBank genome assembly. Lineage: Eukaryota; Fungi; Glomeromycota; Glomeromycetes; Entrophosporales; Entrophosporaceae.